AUCCAAUCCUCCAAUCCGUUAUCCGCAAAUCCCGUGUCGAUCCUUUCGGCGGGACAAUGGCUCGCGAGUUUGUUGUGUCAGCAAAUGACAUUGGCCAGGAAAGAUGUCUUUUUCUGGAGAAGUUUCUGGGUCUUCUACGGGGCCGGGCUAUUCCCGGCUGGGUAAGGGGCCCGGCUGCCAUCACACCGGAGACGGGGAGAUCUGGUGAGACGGUUUUCUGUCGUCUGUCUGUCUGUCUGGUCUGUCCUGUCAGUUGUUUGGCGGGUUGGGGAUUUGGGGUAAAUAUUACCUAUAGCGAGGGGUAAAUAUAGAACAAGGGUUGAAAGUCAGUUGGGGUUGGAUGGAGGAUAUUGGAG
Messenger RNA from Aspergillus heteromorphus CBS 117.55, 356 nucleotides. RefSeq lists its product as uncharacterized. The record is from RefSeq and is a predicted model, not a curated record. Lineage: Eukaryota; Fungi; Ascomycota; Eurotiomycetes; Eurotiales; Aspergillaceae. The transcript is spliced from 2 exons. Bases 57 to 305 code for a protein of 82 amino acids.